Molecule: messenger RNA, 1982 nt
Organism: Telopea speciosissima
Lineage: Eukaryota; Viridiplantae; Streptophyta; Magnoliopsida; Proteales; Proteaceae
Product: ultraviolet-B receptor UVR8
Exons: 6
Coding region: 324-1796 (490 amino acids)
Source: RefSeq, a predicted model, not a curated record
GAUCCUCUGUAAGGCGUGAUUCCUUCCUUCUGAUGUUUUAUUUCGCAUAUCUGUUUCGAUCUACGAUUUUUUCUUCAAAACCUCCCUUUUUGUAUUCAAUUUCCUGUAUAUUUCUUCCAUCCGGUGUUUUUUUUAUAUGCUGUUUCAACUGCCUAAGAUUUCGCCUCAAAAUUUGAUAUUGGAAGUUUAGUAUCACUUGAGGUGUCUUUCGUAUCUCUUUAUCGAUACAUGUUUGUUCCUACCCUGUAAAGUUUGCAUAUUUCAAGUGAACUGGAGGCUAGGUUUCUGAUUGUUGUUGAAAGAGCGGAAAGUUCAGUACACGAAUGGCAGAUCUGGAUCAGUCAGUUUCUCUUGAAGAAUUUCCCAUUCAUUUGAUUUUGGAGAUUUUGACUUCGGGUCGGUUGAGCGCGGUUGAUCUUGCCUGUUUGGAGCAGACUUGUCGGAUUUUUAGAGAGAGUCAUGGUAUUUCCCCCCUUGAGUUCGGAUCUUUUGUUGAGUUUGCUGCUUUCCAGCUAUGUAGCUCCGAUCCCAUAUUUGGUUAUCUACCUUCAAAUGCUCGGAAAGAACUUUUUCAUCGCUGCGGUGGGAAUUGGAAGCGUGUGCUGAGGUUCUUGCAGUCCGUGGGACAGUCUUCCGACAUGGUGGAAACUGCAGCAGGCAAUAUGCAGAUUACCACAGGACGAUACCACACACUGUUGGUCAGUGACUCAUCAGUAUACUGUUGUGGGUCCAAUCUAUGUGGAGUUCUUGGUCAAGGUCCUGAUACAACACAAUGUGUGGCAUUUAGCAGGAUCACUUUCCCAUCUUCGUCGCAAGUAAUCCAUGUAUCAGCCUCCCACAAUCAUGCAGCUUUUGUUAUGCAGUCUGGAGAGGUCUUCACAUGUGGAGACAAUUCAUCAUUUUGUUGUGGUCAUGGAGAAGCCGGAUGUUCCAUCUUUAGGCCCAGGCUUGUUGAAGCAAUGAAAGGAGUUCCAUGCAAGCAGGUCGCCACAGGACUUAGUUUUACUGUGUUUCUCACCAGGAAAGGCCAUGUAUAUACUUGUGGGAUCAACAUCCAUGGCCAGCUUGGUCAUGGUGACACUCUAGAUAGGCCCACACCCAAAAUUGUUGAGUUGCUUGAGGGCAUCGGUUGUGUAAUUCAGAUAGCUGCUGGUCCAAGUUACACUCUAGCUGUUACUAGUGAUGGAACCGUCUACUCAUUCGGGGCUGGCUCUAAUUUCUGUCUUGGUCAUGGAGAACAACGUAAUGAGCUCCAACCACGUGCAAUCCAAUCAUUCAAGAGGAAGGGUAUUCAUGUAGUCCGUGUCUCUGCCGGGGAUGAACAUGUGGUGGCACUUGAUUCCAGUGGCCUUGUAUACACAUGGGGCAAAGGUUAUUGUGGUGCAUUGGGUCAUGGAGAUGAGAUUGACAAGACAACUCCAGAACUGUUGAGUAAUCUCAAGGACUACCUUGCUAUACAGGUCUGUGCGAGAAAGAGGAAAUCCUUUGUUCUUGUGGACAAUGGCUCUGUUUUUGGUUUUGGGUGGAUGGGCUUUGGGAGCUUAGGAUUUGCUGACAGAGGGAUCUCUGAUAAAGUUAUGAAGCCCCGAGUCCUUGAUAGCUUAAAAGCCCACCACAUUUCUCAAAUUAGCACGGGGCUAUACCAUACUGUUUUGAUCACCCGCAGGGGCCUCAUUUUUGGCUUUGGGGACAACGAAAGGGCACAACUUGGUCACGAUUCAUUGAGAGGAUGCCUCGAACCAACUGAGAUCAUUGUCCAGGAGACACAGGUAGCCCUUGUUGCAGAAAGCAUUUGAAGCAUGACUAGCAACCUUUACGGCACAAAGAUUUGUAGUUAGUAGUUCAUAAUGAGCUGCAGUUCACUUAGCAUCUCAGGGGUAAGCUUCAGAUAAAGUUCCUAAAAUCUGUAAUAUUCAAUCCAGUGAUGAACCAUGCGAAAUGGUGUUGGUAUCAUGUAAACAAAAAACGUAGGAUAUGGGAUU